CAUAAUUCCUCUAAAACCUCUGCCACCUCACCUGGGAACUUCGGAAGAAGAGAGUGAGACGGAGACCGAUAGCUCGAAGCCCUAUCGUCCCGCCAGGUCUCGCCGUCGGCCGUACCCCACCGGAUAGAAGACCAAACAAAGACGGAGAAGAAUGUCGUCGACGCUACUGGAGGUGACGCGUGCGUCGCACGAGGAGAUAGAACGACUCGAGCGGCUCAUCGUGAAGGAUCUCCAGGCCGAGCCGGCUACCAACAAGGACCGCCUCCACCAGAGCCACCGCGUUCGAAAUGUCAUUGAGCAAAUACUCGAAACCACGCACAAAAUCGUUGAUAUCUACGAAGAUAAAGACGGUGCACGGAAGGAUGAGAUUGCAGCUCUUGGAGGCCAGACUGCAACUGGAACUAACGUGUUCAGUGCUUUUUAUGACAGAUUAAAGGAGAUCCGGGAAUACCAUAGACGGCAUCCUGCUGCACGUGUUGUCGAUACCAGUGAUGAGUAUGAGCAGCUUCUCAAGGAGGAGCCACAGAUGGAGUUUAGUGGGGAAGAGGGGUUUGGGCGAUACCUAGAUUUGCAUGAACUGUUUGGUGAAUAUAUUAACUCCAAAUUUGGUGAGCCAAUUGAAUAUACUGCUUAUCUUGACGUCUUCUACAAACCACACAAGAUUUCGCGCAAACUGAAGUCAACAAGGCAGUACAGGGAAUAUUUGCAGAAGUUACUUGAGUAUUUGAUAUAUUUUUUCGAGCGGACAGAGCCUUUGCAGGACACUGAUAGGAUAUUUUCAAAGGUGGUUGCUGAGUUUGAAGAGCAAUGGACAAAUGGGAGCUUUGAAGGAUGGGAUGAUGAUUCUCAGGAAAAUGGGAGUGCUUCAAUGGAUCAUACUGUGAUUGAUCUUGACUACUAUAGUACAGUUGAGGAAUUGAUGGAAGUGGGCCCUGAUAAGCUGAAGGAGGCAUUAGCUGCACUAGGAUUGAAGUCAGGAGGUACUGUCCAGCAGCGUGCUGAAAGACUUUUCCUUACAAAGCAUACACCUCUUGAAAAAUUGGACAAGAAACAUUUUGCUAAAGGUUCUCGGGGUCCUGAGCGGAAUGGUGGUGGUGCUCCUCCACAACUGAAUGAAGAUGCAAAAGAAGUUGCACUUAUGGAAGCGAAAAUAAGAAAGCUCUGUGAUCUAUUGGAGGAGACAAUUAUCCGCACAAAGGAAAAUGUUGAGAAGAAACAGGCUCUGACAUACGAGGAAAUGGAGGCAGAACGGGAAGAGGAAGAAGUACAAGCAGAGUCAGAGAGUGAUGAUGAAGAGCAGCAGAUUUAUAACCCCUUGAAGUUGCCCAUGGGCUGGGAUGGGAAACCUAUUCCGUAUUGGUUAUAUAAACUUCAUGGGCUUGGUCAGGAAUUCAAGUGUGAGAUCUGUGGGAACCACAGUUACUGGGGUCGUAGAGCAUAUGAACGACAUUUCAAGGAAUGGAGGCAUCAACAUGGGAUGCGAUGUCUUGGUAUCCCGAAUACCAAGAACUUCAAUGAGAUUACAUCUAUUGAGGAAGCAAAGCAACUUUGGGAGAGAAUCCAGGAGAGACAAGGUCUUAACAAAUGGCGCCCAGAUCUUGAGGAAGAGUAUGAAGAUCAAGAAGGCAAUAUCUAUAACAAAAAGACAUACACAGAUCUGCAACGGCAGGGUUUGAUUUAGAGGUCAGCUUUUACCAGCCGUGUUUAUGUGGGAGAUCUUCUAAACUCGGCAAGGCUUCUUAGGCAUCAUGUUUGGUGCAAGGAAAUUGUGAGGGAAGCGGAAAGUUUGUAGCGUGUAAUAGAGGGAUCCCCUAGAACACCAGAGGAGGCAGUCUAUUAUACCAGAAGAGAUGGAUGAUGGAAUGUUUCCAUGUAUCUUUUAACAGCUUUUCCAACAUUGGGAUCCAUUCUAACACCAGAUAUAGUCAUAUAGACUUCUUGAAGGGGGAAAAAAAAUCCUAAACGGAAUUUGGUAUUUAUGAUUCUACAAUUUUCAUGUUUGCUUUUGAUGUAUUUGCUUUGCUGCAGAUCUUGGUUCUGUUAGAUUAUGAUGUAUGUUGGGAGAAGAUUAUGAUGUCUGUAUAAUUAAUGUCUUGGCAAUUGUACUUUUUGGCUUAUUAAUUAUGAAGGCGCUUGGCUGCUUU
This is a messenger RNA of Ipomoea nil (Japanese morning glory), 2144 nucleotides long. RefSeq names its product splicing factor SF3a60 homolog. The record is from RefSeq and is a predicted model, not a curated record. Bases 152 to 1681 code for a protein of 509 amino acids. Gene Ontology annotation, cellular component: spliceosomal complex; nucleus. Gene Ontology annotation, biological process: mRNA splicing, via spliceosome. The transcript is spliced from 13 exons. Lineage: Eukaryota; Viridiplantae; Streptophyta; Magnoliopsida; Solanales; Convolvulaceae. Gene Ontology annotation, molecular function: RNA binding; zinc ion binding.